CGGACGUUCAGUAUGUGCCAACAUAGAUAAUAGAUGCCUUCAUGCUCACUGAAACGGCUUAUAGUGGGAAAAACAUUCUGCACGUAUUCAUUGGCACUGCUAAGAAUGUCUCCUUUUGCUGUUGGGAUGGUGCUCAAAGGUAGCAAGGCAUGUAAAACAACCCGAAAUUCCAAGCACCUCUUGACAGGCAAUGAAAAGCUGGCCCUGAAGUUACUCCCCAAGUAGUUUGAGCAAUAACUCCCGUUAUAGCACAAAUCGGUAAAACGACAUUGCGUCUUUAAUCCCGCACCCGGAGGAACAGCAACGCAGCCUUUUCGCCUCUCCUACUUUAAUAUUAUGCGACCCAGCCUGGAAUCCACAGAGCGCAAUCAUCUGACUGACUUUUUGUUUUUUCUGGUUACUAAAAGGCUUGAAAAUUAUGAAUAGUCCCUUAAAUGGCAGAAGCGGUUUUGGUUGGUUUCUAGCAACGUCUAUCACGGUGAUGUCAGCAGAAAAAAUCACAGCGAAAGGCGGACCCGAUCGUUUCCAGGAGUCGGCGAUGCUAAGGUAAUGUUCAUUUACACAUCUGAGAAAUCAUGAAAUCGGUGUCACUUGCAGCCAUUUUUUGGUGUAUCCUAAUACCAUCAUUUGAGACCAGCAAGACAUUUGAAGACAUACGCUGCAAGUGUGUCUGCCCACCAUAUCGGAAUAUAACAGGACAGAUUUACAAGAACAAUGUAUCACAGAAAGAUUGUAAUUGCCUGCAUGUGGUGGACCCUAUGCCAGUGCCAGGACAUGAUGUUGAGGCAUAUUGCCUGUUGUGUGAGUGCAAAUAUGAAGAACGAAGCACCACGACUAUCAAGAUUAUCAUCAUCAUUUAUCUCUCAGUGAUUGGAGCUCUUCUACUCUACAUGGUCUUUUUAAUGGUAGUUGACCCUUUUAUCCGCAAACCUGAUGCCUAUACACAGCCCCUGCACAAUGAAGAAGAGUCAGAGGUUCCCUGUUCCUUGACAGCUAUCCGUCCUUCAGCGAAUGCUAGAACAAAUACAGUGCUGGAGAGAGUGGAAGGAGCCCAGGAAAGGUGGAAGCGUCAGGUGCAGGAACAGCGGAAGACUGUGUUUGAUCGGCACAAGAUGCUAAGCUAGACCUUUUAUUUUAGGUGUGAGCUGCAGCUGCUGGUUAGCUAGGCAAAAUUUUGUUCGCCAGUACAGACCCCAAAUCUGUAGUUUAAAUAUCUUGCACCUACUGUUUCUUAUUGGAUUUGCUUGUUGUCUUCCUCUUCAGUCCACCCAAGAGAAUAUGCUGCAUUUGAAGCAAGCUGCUGGCUGCACAUGCCAUCUAUGAUUCUAUGAGGACUGCCACUUGCUUUAAAUAACUCUAGGAUAACUAUUUGACUUCAAAAAUGAGAAACAAUUGCAACUUUGGAUUCUAUAAUCUGCCAAGCAUUGGUCUGGUUUGGUGAUUAAAAAAAGGCAUGCAUUUAUUUGUUACUGCUUACUAACCUAUGGCUUGGCUUUUAGUUUGAGUUGGAUGUAUUAUUAAUAGAAUGAGAAUAGCAACAUCCUUUUCAUUCCAUUGACUGUAUGCCGAUAUAUGAUCCUUCACUGUUGCAAAAUAGAGCAACAAAAUAGAGCAAAAGUGGCUUGGGUCUAUGUAUAACAUGCUAGUUUGAAAAGUUGGCACUAAAGAUAGAAAUGCAAUAAGGGAAAUUAACUUGCCAUAAAGGAGUUACUGUAUUUGGCUCAUAAAUUCUUACAGAUUCUUCCUUCAAGGAUUUUUUGGGGGAUAGUUAACUUUACACCAAAGAAAUAUGGACAGAUUUUUUUUUUAGCACUAUCAUAGGUAAUGGUAACCCAUGGGUAACCCAUCAGAAUAAUGCUUCUGGAUUAAUUCUCAGUCUCCUAAAGGAACCAAACCAAGAAACUUGUGGAUGCCUCUUUCACAUGCAGAUUUUUAAACAAUGAAAUGGGUAUACAGAUUGUCGUAUUUCUUUGCUUUGGAAACAGCUUAAUUACUGCCUAGGUUAGAUCUUAAUUUUCAUAGUAUGUUGAACAGAUGAAGCCAUUGCUGUUCAUACAAUUUCAUAUGCAAACAAAGAAUGUUUUCCACAUAUUAACUAUUGAAAAUCUUUUGCUUUAAGAGUUAUCUGCACAGGAAGGAAACUAGAUUAUUCAGUGCAAAGGAAAUAGCCCUUCUACAUAUGGCAGUUUGUCCCAGUAUGUAGAACUGGAUUCUACUAUCAAAGGACAUUUAUAGAAAUGUAGCCUUAGAUUUUAAUAUCAGUUCAAAGAAUGACAUGCAAUAUGCAAAAUAAAGUUUAACUUGACGUAAUGGAAAAUUUCCUGCAUGGAUUUGGAAUUUUUCCCUUGGCCUACAUGGCCAUAAUUAUUUUAUUGUAAUUUUACAAUACAUCGACCAAUUGCUUGCCCAGAUAUAUGGGAUAUUGUAUUGAAAUGUGUUUUUAUGGUACUUGUAGCAGCCAGAUUUAUGCCACCAAUUAAGGGGAAGUAGUAUUACCAGUAUUUAAUGGUGAAAUGUAAUUUUGUAAUGGUAGCUCAGAUGCAAAAGGCACCAUCAAGAGAUCUUGAAGGUUAGACAGUAUUU
Molecule: messenger RNA, 2583 nt
Organism: Notechis scutatus (mainland tiger snake)
Lineage: Eukaryota; Metazoa; Chordata; Lepidosauria; Squamata; Elapidae
Source: RefSeq, a predicted model, not a curated record